Moneuplotes crassus is the source of this 2331-nucleotide messenger RNA. Lineage: Eukaryota; Ciliophora; Spirotrichea; Euplotida; Euplotidae. The record is from the annotation of a GenBank genome assembly.
AAUAAAAUAAGAAUGGAGAAGAAGGUCCACCCUCCGAACAGCAAUUUGAACAAUCUUAAUAUAAGGCUGUCAAAGUUGGACUUCUUAAAGUCAGUGAAAUCAUUGAGAAAAGAGUCUGUUGUAGUAAGGAAGAAUAUUUUAGCAAAAGCAGGAUCAGAGGAUAGGAAAAUACUUCCAAUCAGACCUAAAAUAAAACCAAUUGAAGAAGAGUCUGUUUUGCCAUGUAUUGUUACAUCAAACUGUGAUAAUGAGAGGAACUUCAGGUUAGAGUAUAUUAAAACUCUGACUUCUAAGUUCAUAUUGAGCAAAAUAGUUUCAAUUGGAAACAUUAAACUUGAACAGAAUUUAUUGAGAGUUCUUCGGAUUCCUGAAAAUGACAGAACUGAUGAUCAAAUCUAUAAACUGAAAUAAAGAGCUUAAAAGAUUCUCAUUUUUCGCAGAAUAUGUUGAAAAAGGAAAUGAAGAUUUAGUAGGAAAGUGAGCAAAAGUGAUGACUCUUGAAGAAUACAAACCUAACAAAAUAGUCUUUAAUUACGGAGAAAUCGGCACUAAAUUUUAUUUAAUUAUAAAGGGAAGUGUGAAUGUCCUUAUUCCUUGCACCCAAAAGUUUGACUUAACUUAUGCUGAAUACGUUAAAUUCAUUAAAGAACAUGAAGGAUUGAUACUCUCAGUAAAUGGUGUUAAAUUCUUCUCUUAUCCAUAUCCUUGAGAUAGGGUUGCCCAUAAUCCUAUUUUUAAAGAAGCAAAUGAGGUUGAUUCUUAUUUAGUAGAUAAAUUAUUGCAGAAUAUCACUCAGAAGGAGUUAAGAUCUACAGUAUUCUCUCUCCAUAAAUAAGUUUAAAGAUAAGAGAAAAGAUACUUAUAUUCUUCAUUACCUGACAUGUGUCAAAACUUUAAAAUCAGGAGAUCAGUUUGGAGAGCUUGCUCUUUUAAAUUCUAAGCCUAGAGCUGCAACAAUCAUGACUGUAGAGGACACUUCUCUAGCUGUACUUAGUAAGAAGGGAUUUGAUAGAAACCUCAAAAAUAGUGAGAAUACUAAACUUGAAAGAGAGAUUAAGGAGCUUAACAACUUUGGUAUCUUUAAGAACCUUACUCGAACAUCUAAGAGCAAGUUAGUAAAAUGAAUAGUUAAGGAAGAAAUCAAGAAAGGCCAAUAUUUGUGUAAAGAAAAUGAGGAAAAUGUCUAUCUUUACAUUAUCAAAGAGGGUAAAUUUGAAAUCCAGAAAGAGCUUUCUAUAAAUCUUGACACUGGUAUGGCUAACUAUACUCCACUUUAUUUAUCAACCAGAGAGCUAAAAUAAGCACAAGGACUUCUUUGGUGACUAUAAAUGAUUAAUCAAUGGCAACGUUCAGAUUGGUAAUGUUGCUGCUAAACCAAAAUCUCUCAGAUCCCCUAGGAUUAAGAAAAAGUUAAUAAAGUUGAGUUCUAUAUCAGACGGGCAUGUAAUUGGACUAAACGACUAUUUAUUCAGAAGUAGUCACAAAUUUUUCAGUGUAAAAUGAACAUCUUCAGUAGCCCAAGUUGCUAGAAUGCAUAUUAAUGAUAUCGCAGCCAAUCUUAAUACAUUAGAGGUUUCUCAAGAAAUGAAGGUUAUGGUUUAUAAAAAUCUCUCAAUUCUUGGAGAAAGCUUGACUAAUUCAUUGAAACUUGAAAAUGUAAUGCUUUUAAAUUCUUCUAAAGAAGAGAUUCCAAACAAAGAAGAAAUUCCUGAAAUUUCUAGAAAUUUAGAGGAGCAUGAAGAGCAUGUGUUCUAUCAAAGAUUGAAAUCUAUGAAUAUCGUAAAUCCUGUCAAGAAUGUAGCAGUUCGACAUAAGAUUGAUGGAAAAUAAAGAUCCUAAGACUAUAUUUUAUAGACAGUUAUGAAUAGAAGAUUAUUCAACUGCUUUGAAAAGAAUUAAUAGCCCAGAGCCAAAGAUCAAAGAUAGAUUAUUCACUCAACCACUUGAAGAUUUGUUUACAUCAAGUAAAAAGAGGAUAAAGACAAUACAAAAAGGAAGCAGGAACAAAAUAUUCAAGACUAGCUCUCUUAGUUCCAUAAGGCAAAAAUAGUGUUGCCACACUUCCAGUUGCCAAAAUAUCAGUGGCUCCUGCAAACUUCAUGUUCAGGUCUCCCACUAGGUCUCAAAAUUACCACAAAGUCAUUUUCGAUAGAUUUGGAAAGACUGUCAUAAAGACCGCUCUAAAGAAUAAAAAGGUGAAGAAAAAGACUUAUUUUGCAUUUCAAAAUCAUAAUCAUGGUAAGUGUCAAUGUACUACCAAGCGAGAGUCCAUUCUUAAAAAUCUGACAAUCAGCCGUGUUAGCUAAGUUAUUAAUUUUCAGCACAGAUCCU